This is a messenger RNA of Suricata suricatta (meerkat), 1211 nucleotides long. RefSeq names its product endothelin 2 (gene EDN2). The record is from RefSeq and is a predicted model, not a curated record. The transcript has 5 exons. Gene Ontology annotation, molecular function: endothelin B receptor binding; hormone activity. Gene Ontology annotation, cellular component: extracellular region. NCBI's taxonomy places the organism in Eukaryota, Metazoa, Chordata, Mammalia, Carnivora, Herpestidae. Gene Ontology annotation, biological process: regulation of vasoconstriction; vein smooth muscle contraction; regulation of systemic arterial blood pressure by endothelin. The coding region runs from base 89 to 616 and encodes 175 amino acids.
CUAUAGCUCGGCUUGGCAGCAAGACGCUGGCAACAGCAGGCUCCCUGCUCUGGUCCAGCCUGUGCGCUCCACCGCCGCUGCGGUCGCCAUGCCCACUGCCUGGUGCUCCAUCGCCCUGGCCCUGCUGCUGGCCCUGCACGAAGGCAAGGGCCAGGUGGCUGCUGCCCCAGACCACCCAGCACCCUCGCCCCGUGCCCGAGCCUCCCACCUGCGGGCCCGACGUUGCUCCUGCAGCUCCUGGCUCGACAAGGAAUGCGUCUACUUCUGCCACCUGGACAUCAUCUGGGUGAACACUCCUGGACAGACAGCUCCUUACGGCCUGGGAAAUCCGCCAAGACGCCGGCGCCGCUCCCUGCCAAAGCGCUGUGAGUGCUCCAGUAGCAGGGACCUCACCUGUGCCACCUUCUGCCAUCGAAGGCCCCAGUCUGAAGCCAUGGGAGUCCCCGGCAGCGGACCCCCUCCGGACGUGUUCCAGGAUGGCAGGAUGUGGCCAUCAGCAGGAGGACUCCUCUGGCAGCUGAGGGACAUUUCUGCAGCCAAGAGCCGCUUUGCUAGGCAACAACAGGUGGCAGCGAGGGAACUGAGGCCUGCACACCCCACGCGGAGGAAGAGAUAGCGCUGGUUCCCAAGGAAUGCCGGGAAGGAGCCUGUGUGCAGCCAGGAGGAGAGGGGGCAGCCCAGGCCCACCUGCUGGGAUGGCACACGCUCUGGCCUCCUUGUGCAAGUGAGGGAACUUCCCUCCAGGCAGCUCAUGCCCUCACGCUGCCCGGGAAAGCCUUCAGCCACGACCCCCUGCCCUCAACGGCCCCAGCCCCACCACACCGCUGGAAGGAACUGCAUGAGGAGUGUGCUAACCUGGAGGCCACGUCCUGAGAGGUUUCCUGUCUGUCAGCUAUAAACCAGGAUCGCUGUGCAGCUGUGGACAGUCAGGCCCAAGCCAGCCCUGGAGGCUGGACGGGUCCGCCUAAGGCCUGAUAUCCUGGGUGCCCCCGCCCCCCACCGUCUGACCCUUCUAGCUCUGCCUCCCCAGAGUCCUCCUACCCUCCUACCCUCGGGAUGCUCCUGGUGAGAGCAGCCUGCUCUAUGUCACCUGCCUGUAUAUAACUUAUUUGCUCUAAGAACUUCGAGAAUUCCACUUAUUUAUUUUAAUGUAUUUUUGUAGACUCAAUUGUUUACCUUCGGACUUGCGUUUAUAAUAAACAAUGAAAUGG